Molecule: messenger RNA, 816 nt
Organism: Trichoderma reesei QM6a
Lineage: Eukaryota; Fungi; Ascomycota; Sordariomycetes; Hypocreales; Hypocreaceae
Exons: 2
Source: RefSeq, a predicted model, not a curated record
UCAUCAGGUGGCGGUUACGAACCUCCCUCUUAUCAGCCUUAUGGAUAUGAACCGCCUUCAUAUGAGCCUGACGCGGAGCCAUCCGCCGAGGCUGACGAUGAUGAGCCCAAGCCCAAAAAGAAGAGCUUCAUGGAUGACGACGAUGACGACUUCCCCGCCCCACAAGCCAAAGAAAAGUCCAAGGCAGAAAAGGAUCGUGAGAACCAGGAGUUGUUCCGUAAAGCCGCAGAAGAAGAUGCCAAACGUGCUGCCGAAACCGCGCAAUCCAACAAAAAGGGAUGGGGCUUUACUAGCUGGUUUGGAGGCGGCAAGAAAGAAGCUGCAAGCCCUGGCGAGGCAUCGUCUCCAGGCAAACCCAUCAAGGCUAAGCUUGGCGAGGCGAGCAGUUUCGUCUACGACCCCGAGCUCAAGCGAUGGGUCAACAAGAAGCCCGGAGCCGAGCAGGUGGAAGCAAAGGCGGCCACUCCUCCGCCGCCCAAGGCCAGUCCCCGAUCCGUCGGCGGGACGCCUCCGCUUAGGCAGUUCACGCCGCCUCCCGCAGCGGGUCGAUCCAGCCUUCCGCCGUCCUCUUCAAGCUUUGGCACUCUUGCUCCGCCACCGGUGCUCAACAGAGCCACGUCGCAGGAGAGCCUCAGUGCGCCGCCAAUGCUGCGGUCCAUGUCUGGCGCGAGUAGCGAUAGCAAGCCUUCCAGCAGACCUACCACGAGCAUGAGCAACGCGAGCAGCAUCGAUGACCUGCUCAGCGCCGGACCCCGUAAGCCUGGGCAAAAGAAGGCUCGGAAGGCUGGGCGUUAUGUGGACGUCAUGGCAAAAUGA